CGCCAGUCGCGCGCGGUGCGCAAACGUGAGCGCCGUUUUUUACGCUGCAAUCUCGUCGUCGCGGUCCAGCGUCGCGCUUCGCGGAACACCGCGUUGUCCGCGUUGGAAGUGCAGUAUCAGUGAGCCGAGCUGUGAGACGUGAGGUGCAUGGUGGUGAAGGCGUGGGUACACAGGAUGAGCGAUGCCGGCGGCGGCUGCGACGAGAGCGCCGGCCGGUCGAGCGCCCGCUGGCCUGUGGGCAUCCUGCGGCGCAGCGGUGCCCGCGCCGCCCGCCGUGUGCUGCACGUCAAGUACCGAAGCGUACCUCCAACUCCUGCGGCCAUCCCCGCGCCCGCGGUCUUGCCCCUUGACAUUGAUGAUACGGUCUCGUGCUUCUGCAGGUGUGUCCGCGUCUUUUGGCCUUUAAGGAAGGCGCGCCGCAAGGAGCGCGAAGGUGAGCCAGCGGGCGACCCCAAGCUGUACCUGCAGGAGGCGCUGCUGGAGCGCAAGCUGCCCGAGCUCGACAUGCGGCAGCUCGUCGACCUGCCGCUGGGCCUCGACUACAACGAGUGGCUCGCCUCACACACGCUGGCGCUGUUCGACCACGUGAACCUGCUGUACGGCACGGUGUCGGAGUUCUGCACGGCCGCCAGCUGCCCCGACAUGACGGGCCCGGGCGGCCGCACCUACGCCUGGUACGACGAGCGCGGCAAGAAGUCCCGCGUCGCUGCGCCGCAGUACGUCGAUUACGUCAUGACUUUCACGCAGAAGACUGUCAACGACGAAACCGUCUUUCCUACUAAGUAUGCACAUGUGUGCAGCGAACGAGUUCCCGGCGCAGUUCGAGGGCGUGGUGCGGCGCGUGGUGCGGCUGUUGUUCCACGUGGUGGCGCACAUGUACGCCGCGCACUUCCGCCAGCUGGCGCUGCUGCGCCUGCACGCGCAUCUGCACCUCACGUUCGCGCACCUCACCGCGCUCGACCGCCGCUUCGCGCUGCUCGACCACAAGGAGACCGAGGUCGGUGCCGAGACCGCCCAGGCCGGGUGAGUAGCAGAGGCCGCGAGGCUGACCGUAGCGUGGUGCGCAGGUGCUGCGCGACCUGGAGGUGGCGCUGCGGCUGUCGGAGCCGGCGGCGGGCGAGGCGCCGGACGACGCGUCGCCGCGCCGCCGCGAGCCCGUCGUCACGCAGCCGCUGGCCACGGCGUGAGGCCGGCGCCGCGCGGGCCCGCCACCCUCGCCGCCGCCGACUGUUUCGCCAGUUAAACGAUUGUUAAUUCUAUUGUAAAUAUUUCGAUCUGUUAAGUAGUUUUAGGUGAUUACGAAUAGUUUUACUUAUAAUUUGUGAUCGCUUUGGUUGUAAAUAAAAGUGAUAUUUGUUUAACUAAUAAAAUGAAAGCUUUAUGAGAAUACCUAGUUUUUUACUUAACUAAAAGGUAAGGAAGCUAAAAAUAGAAUAAUACAAAAU
Spodoptera exigua (beet armyworm) is the source of this 1445-nucleotide messenger RNA. NCBI's taxonomy places the organism in Eukaryota, Metazoa, Arthropoda, Insecta, Lepidoptera, Noctuidae. The record is from the annotation of a GenBank genome assembly.